Molecule: messenger RNA, 1446 nt
Organism: Rhipicephalus microplus (southern cattle tick)
Lineage: Eukaryota; Metazoa; Arthropoda; Arachnida; Ixodida; Ixodidae
Product: 5-hydroxytryptamine receptor 1
Biological process (GO): adenylate cyclase-activating adrenergic receptor signaling pathway; positive regulation of MAPK cascade
Cellular component (GO): plasma membrane
Molecular function (GO): G protein-coupled receptor activity
Source: RefSeq, a predicted model, not a curated record
AUCAUCAUCACGCUGAGUAUACUGGCAAUAGCAGUGUGCCUAGGCGUGCUCAUCGUCGCAACGGCAGUUGGCAACGCACUUGUCUGCCUCUCCGUCUGCCUCGUGCGCCGCCUACGGCACCCCUCCAAUCACCUUCUCGUUUCGCUAGCAGCAUCUGAUCUGUGCGUGGCACUGUUGGUCAUGCCACCAGCCCUGCACCUGGAACUUACGGGUCACCGGUGGGACCUCGGUCGUGCCGCCUGCGAUGCCUGGGUGUCUGUAGACGUGGCGUCCUGCACUGCGUCCAUCCUGAACUUGUGCAUGAUAUCUGUAGACCGCUAUCUAGCAAUAACUAGGCCGUUGACAUAUGGAGUGCGAAGAACUGCACGAAGAGCGUGGGCAUGUAUCGGUGCGGUCUGGCUUCUGGCAGCUCUCAUCAGUGUACCACCUCUUCUCGUUCUGGGAAACGAGCAUGGGACACCCACUAUGCCCACAUGCCUCGUCUGUCAGCACUUGGCAUACCAGCUCUAUGCGACGCUGGGAGCAUUUUACAUACCCCUCGUUGUCAUGCUCUCCAUGUACUGGAGGAUUCACACUGCUGCCAAGAAAGUCGUCGAAGCAGAACAUAAAGCGAGGCCUGGUCCCCGCACCAGGAGUCUAAGGGUCGCCGUAAGAGAGCGCAAAGCCUCUAUAACAUUAGGAAUAAUCCUGACCGCCUUCACAGUCUGUUGGUUGCCUUUUUUCGCUUUGGCGUUGGUUAGGCCCCUCGGAGGAAAGCCGCUUCCUGAGCUGGCCCACAGCCUGGCUCUCUGGCUUGGUUAUACUAACUCAGCACUGAAUCCUGUCAUCUACGUGACAUUUCAUCACGACUUCCGUCGAGCAUUUCGUGACCUGUUGUGCUUGCGCUGUGGCAGGCGAGGAAUUAAUAAUGGUGCAAUUGUCGGUGGAAGUUAUGGACCAAGACGACUUGUUAGCACUGGGGAAAACUUAAGUCAACGUAUUCAGGUUUGUGCUGCGGAAAUAGCUUCCAAGAGAUAUUCAAGCAUCGUUUUCACCCGUGCUUCAGGUUGCCUUGGAACGCAUCGCCCUCCGCCACUGCUCAUUCUCUUCCUCCCGUACCUGUUCUUGGACGACACGGGCCCACCCGAACUCUGUGCUUGCCUUCACGGGUUUCACGAAGAAACCAAACUUUCGGCGCAGGGUGUACAUCCGCGCAGUCCAAUGUGUCGUUAUUCCAGUCAGGCUGGUGUAUCGGAACAAGCGUCUUGCCCACCUGUUGUCAUUCAUGAGAUGCAGGCGGCCCUCGUAGGCUAUCUUGCUCCUGGCUUCUCGGGCCUCAUACAAAGACCAUGCAACGUCGCCUUGAAUGGCCUCUAUAGCAACUCGUCCGUGGCAUCCCAAGGCAAGUCGACCAACCUCCCGCUGCCCUCGUUCCAGCCACUGUCUGGUUCCUGGUUGGAAGGUUAG